UGUUAUUUGUGGCAAACACAAACAGCACUCCUAUAUAACGUGUUUAAUUUUAGCUUAGGAAAGGUACUGUCACAAUGCCUCUACUCAAAUAUCCUAGGAAGUUUGUUUCCUUCUGGCAGGAAUGGGAAAUAAAGGCUCAGAAAUUCGGCCUUAGAAAAAAAAUAUUGAGUGUAAGUGGAGACGAGUAUAAGGGAGAAUGGCUAAACAACAUGAAGCACGGCACGGGUGUUUACAUCUACAAAAAGAAAGCAUGUAUGUAUGAAGGUGAAUGGGAAAACGAUAAAAGAAGUGGCAAAGGAACAUACAGUGUCAAAGACCCAAUCACCGGAGUUUAUAGGAUGGUUUACCAAGGAUUAUGGAAGAAUGGCAAAAGACACGGCUUUGGGACACAAUAUUAUAAGGACGCAGCCGUUUAUGAAGGAGAUUGGGAGGACGGAAAACGAAGUGGUUGUGGUAGACUAUAUUUAGCAAAUGGCAACAUUUAUGAAGGUGAAUGGCUGGACGACAAAUACAAUGGGCAAGGAAUGCUACGAUUAGCUAAUGAAAACCGCUACGAGGGUUCCUGGAAGGACGGUAUGAAGCACGGACUGGGAUCUUUUCAUUAUCUUAAUAAAGGCUGGUUGUAUGAAGGAGUAUGGGAAAAAGAUAUACCUACAUGUGGGACCAUGACAGAUUUUGCGAGAGAAGAAGCACCUUCCCCACCAAUGUAUCCCAUACCAGUGUUGGGAAUCAAAUUGUGAAACCAAGUUUCCUGGAGCCUCAUGACAACCCUGUCCCAUCUUCUCAUCCAUCAAUGGACUGAAUAUCAUCGGCAUGUUAAAAAAACAAUAAA
Messenger RNA from Pelobates fuscus (common spadefoot toad), 832 nucleotides. Its product is annotated as MORN repeat-containing protein 3-like. The coding region runs from base 75 to 740 and encodes 221 amino acids. The record is from RefSeq and is a predicted model, not a curated record. The transcript is spliced from 6 exons. Lineage: Eukaryota; Metazoa; Chordata; Amphibia; Anura; Pelobatidae.